Gadus chalcogrammus (walleye pollock) is the source of this 4065-nucleotide messenger RNA. Its product is annotated as sortilin-like. The record is from RefSeq and is a predicted model, not a curated record. Gene Ontology annotation, molecular function: protein binding. Gene Ontology annotation, biological process: endocytosis; vesicle organization; Golgi to endosome transport. Gene Ontology annotation, cellular component: membrane; Golgi apparatus. NCBI's taxonomy places the organism in Eukaryota, Metazoa, Chordata, Actinopteri, Gadiformes, Gadidae. The coding region runs from base 240 to 2693 and encodes 817 amino acids. The transcript is spliced from 20 exons.
CUAGAUGGCGGGUCAGCUCUGCAGUGUGCGUGCAUGAUGGAAGACCACUUGCGGAGGGGUCGACCAGAAGUCCAAUGAAAGUGCAGACUAUAAUAUGGUCAACCAAUCCUGUGCUUUGGUGAAUGGGCAGUUGAAAUAGCGAAUGCUAAUGAGGGGGCAUGUGUUGCGAGAAGCGAAGUUUGGAGUCAGAAAAAUGAGUCUCAUAGAUCUUGAGUGAAAAGUUGAAGAGCAUUAUAAACAUGUUUUCUAUAUAUUGCAUUUUUGCUUUCGGGGUGGUUUUCCCACUACUUGCCAAGGAUUUUCCAGAAGCAGAAUACCUCGCCGGCGGGAUACAGGGAAAGGGUUUGAGACACUUAAGACCGAGGGAUCUUAUCAGUGGUGGGAACAUAACAAGCUUGGGACAUUCAAAACACAGUAAACGAAGCGCAGAAGUGACUGGGCUAACAUGCACAUCUUUAUCUGGAAUAGAGUCUACGAUAAAAAACAACACGCAUACUUUCACCUUCAACGUGCGGAGCAUGGGCUCCCUAUCGCUGGCCUGGGUGGGAGAUGGCGUGGGAGUGCUGUUGGUCCUGACCACGUUUCAGGUGCCGAUGUUUAUGAUGCAGUUCGGUCAGUCCAGCCUCUACAGAAGUGAAGACUAUGGGAAGACAUUCAAGGACGUGACCCACCUGAUUGACCACACCUUUGUCCAGGCUGAGUUUGGCAUAGGCAUCAGCCCCGAUCACUCCGGCAAGGUCAUACUGACCGGUGAUCGGUCAGAAGUCGGCGGCACUCGUGUGUUUCGUUCCCGGGACUACGGUCUGAGUUUCACUGCGUCCGACCUGCCGUUCUUGCCCCUCAUCCAAAUGCUGUACAACCCAGCCGACUGCAACAUUCUCCUCACACUCAGUAUGACAUUGGACCUGUGGCUGUCUGAGGACUUUGGCGCCACCUGGAGUAAAAUCCAUGAUAGUGUUUGUCUGGUCAGAUGGGGUACGCAGAACAGCAUCUACCUAACGACAAACCGUGACGGCUCAUGCAACGAUAAAGGAAUGCUGGAGUUGAAGAGGAGCAGAGACAACGGGAGAAGUUUCCAGACCAUCGCCACGCGGGUCUUCUCCUUUGUGCUAGGAGGGCGCUUUGUGUUCGCUUCCAUCAUGACUGGUUUGGGCACCGAGCGCAUGAUCCACGUGUCAAUGGACGGAGGAGACGUCUGGAAUAUGGCGCAGCUUCCUGUGGUCAACCAUGAGCAGUUCUACUCCAUCCUGACAGCCAAUCAGGACAUGGUCUUCAUGCACGUCGACGACCCCGGAGACUCCGGGGUGGGGACCGUCUACGUGUCGGACGACCGAGGCACCGUGUUCUCCAAGUCUCUGGAGCGCCAUCUCUACACCUCCACGGGCAGUGACACCGACUUCACAGUCAUCUCUUCCCUCCGGGGAGUCUACAUGACCAGCGUGCUCACACAGGAGAACACAGUGGAGACAGUGAUCACCUUCGACCAGGGAGCCAAGUGGCAAGCUCUGCGCUCGCCUCAGAACGGCCACUGUGACAUGCAAACUGCUGCGAAUAAGCCUGAGAGAUGCAGACUACACAUCCACGCCUCCUACAGCACCACGCUCAAGAUGAAUGUUCCCAUGCUGCCUCUCUCACAGCCCAACGCUGUGGGCCUCAUCCUGGCUCAUGGCAGCAUGGGGGACUCAGUGUCAGUGCUCUCCCCUGACGUGUACGUGUCGGACGACGGAGGCUACUCCUGGCUGCUGGCCCUCAGGGGCCCCCACCACUAUGCCAUCCUGGACUCUGGGGGCCUGCUGGUGGCCCUGGAGCACUCCAACCUACCGAUCCGCCAGAUCAAGUUCUCAACAGAUGAGGGUCAGUGCUGGCACGUGUACAACUUCACCAGCGACCCGCUCCACUUCAGCGGGAUGGACAGCGAGCCCGGCUCUCGCUCCAUGAACGUCAGCCUCUGGGGCUACAGGACCGACUUCAGCAAGUGGGAGGUGAUCACCAUAGACUUUGGAAAGCUGCUCCACAGAGACUGUGGUGAUGAGGACUACGUGAAGUGGCUGGCCCACUCUGCUGACCUCAGCGACCCCGGCAACGGCUGCAUGCUUGGCUACAAGGAGCAAUACCAGCGGCUCAAGAAGGACUCAGUGUGCUGGAACGGCAGGGGCUACGCCGUCGCCAAGCAGCCCACCCCCUGCCCCUGCACCAUGGACGACUAUCACUGUGACUUUGGCUACUACCGGUCAGAGCCCAGUGGGGAGUGUGUGGAGCAGGAGGAGAUGAAGGGCCACCCGCUGCAGUACUGUCUGAACGGGACCACGGAGCAGCUCCUCACCUCCGGCUACCGGAGGAUUCCCGGAGACCAGUGUGAGGGGGGAUUCCAACCGCACAGGGAGGAGACAGACCUGAGCAAGAGGUGCACCAGCAGCAGUCUCGAGCCCGAAUCCCUGCUCAAGGUCAGCGUGUCAAACACUGCUGUGAUCGUGAUGGUGGUCCUCGUUCUCCUACUGACUAGCGCUGCCACGGGCGUCUGGCUGGUGAAGAAAUACGUCUGUGGAGGGAGGUUCCUUGUGCACCGGUACUCUGUGAUGAGGGAACAUGCAGAGGCCAAUGGGUUAGAGGAAGCGGAACAUCUGGAUGCUCACACAAUGGAAUCUGGGAAGACACAUUACCAUGAUGAUUCAGAUCAGGACCUGUUAGAAUAAGGCGUGGACGUAUCAAAAGGACUUUUCAUCAAAGGAUCUUCAAACAUGUGAUUAAAGUAGCAUCUUCAAGACACAGCUACCCCUCUUUGCCUGCUGCCAAUAAACUCUAUUUCUGAGUGUGUUCGAAAUAUCUAGUACCUCUGGUGGAUAGAGAGCGCAUUUCUGUUUCCUGUGACAGAGGAAGUAGCCCACCAGGUGCAGAUAAAGGGAGUAGCCAACCAUGUGCAGAUAAAGGGAGUAGCCAACCAUGUGCAGAUAGAGGGAGUAGCCAACCAUGUGCAGAUAAAGGGAGUAGCCAACAAUGUGCAGAUGUCAAAGAGAACUAUGGUGGCCUUGGAGAAACAGUGUUUGGUAUUGUUUGGUCUGUCGCUAAAAUCUUCUUUUCUCUCACGGCCCUGAGGUGGGGGAGGGGGGGGGGGGUGUGGAAGUCAUGUCAGUAUUUUUGGGGUCACUCCUGAUGAACGAUAUGCCAACGUUGACCCUGGAACUGGGAUGUCCACACAAGUUUUUCCAGCUCUUCAGUGCAGUCAUUAAUUGUAGCAUAGAAUAGAACAGACACAAUUGAAUGAUGUUGCUUCAGUCAUUGAUGCUGUUGGUGAAGGCUGACAAGUUGAAGGCUGAAAGGGACAAUCUUGUUAUGACGAUUUAGGCUGUAACCGAAAAAAUAAGUUGACUUCAUGAUUAAAUAUUUCUUUGUUUGCGUGGUGGAUAUGAGACUUGAAUUAUUACCAAAGCACUUUGAUUGUUUGUCUAAUGUUAAAUAUAAUUGUUUAAACAAAACACUUGUCCUUUGUGCCAAUAUCAUAAAGAAAAUAAGAAAACAACUCUACUUGAAAAACAAUAAAAAAUAGUUUGCUAACUAUUUGUCUGACCACAGGUGCAGAUACAGUAACAUUAUCAGUGUCAGAACUUUUCUCACAUUAGACACAUUCUAUUUCAAGUCAAGGCAAUAUUACAGCAAUACAUAAGCUAUGGUAACAACAUUUUCUCAUGUAAAGGCCAAACCUAGGACAUUUAGACUAACUUACAACAGUAAGUUAGCAUAUGUCCAAGCAAUUGGUUAGUUAUUUACAUACAGAACAUGUCAUUUUUAGGAUUUAAGUUUGCACUGUAACUACAGAUCUGUGAAAAAGCAAAUUGAUGUUUCCACCUUCUUUUAAUUUAAUUGUCGUUUAACUGUUUGUGCCAACACAUUUGACUUCCAUUUGUUAUUGCAUCAAUCUUGCAUUUCUGUGAAUAUGAGAAAAAAAAUCCCCAUUAUUAUUCCAUAGUAAAGACAUUUAACAAUAUUCUUAUAUUUAGAAAAUAUACCAUCAUUUAUAUGUACGCGUGUUUCUGUUUGACUAAAGGCAAAUAAAACUGGCUACACUGU